AUGCUGGGACAAUCCACCGCUGUGGUGGCUCUCCUCUCCCUGGGGGUCACCAGCCCGGUCCUCGCCAAUGCCAACUCGGCAGCCCCCUACCCGGCAACCACCUUCGCGGACUGUCAGAAGAAGACGGCUGACCCGCUCGAGGGCUGUCCUGAGGGGACCAUAUAUGUGAGCGCCAAUGACACCUCUGCCGACUUCACCAAGAUCCAGGAUGCCAUCAUCUCCAUCGGCAACGACACGGAGCCUCACUACAUCCUCAUCGGUGCUGGCUUCUACUAUGAGCAACUCAACGUGACCCGCUCAGCGCCUCUCUACCUGCUGGGCCAGUCCAACCUGCCGUCCCAGCAACAGGACUACGCCGGGGAUGUGAGCCACAACCAGACGGCACAGAACGAUGUGCAGAUCUGGUUCAGCUCUGCCAACGUCGGCAACAACCUGAUCAGUGACAACGUCUUCACCGGUGUCCUGACCGUCGGCCCUACCCUCAACGCUACUCUCACCGGCAGUGGGCCCACGGGUUUCCCCGUGCCCGAGGAUACCCCAUUCGGAUGCGAGGACUUCAGAGCGUACAGCAUCGACUUCAGGAAUGAGUACGCCCCUUACUCGAACGGGCCGGCCCACGCCAUGGGCGUGUCCAGGGCCAAUGCUGGUUUCUACAGCUGCGGCUUUUACAGCUGGCAGGAUACCAUAUACGUCGGCAAGCUAGCCAACGCCUACUUCUACGACACCGUCGUCGCAGGCCAGACGGACUUCCUGUACGGCUUUGGCACACUGUACAUCACAAAGUCUACUCUGUCGCUGCGCCACUGCGGAGGCGGUAUCACCGCCUGGAAGGGUACCAACACGACCUUCGAGAACAAGUACGGCGUCUACAUCGACUCGUCCCAACUCAUUGCCAACAACGCCUCCACGGCCGCCGAGGUCGUCGGCCAGUGCGCCCUGGGCCGCCCGUGGAACGCCCAGCAGCGGUCAAUCUUCAUGGACAGCUACUUUGACGCGAGCAUCCUGCCAGCUGGGUAUAUUAAGUGGGGCGCAACCGACCCCAGGGUUAACAACUAUACAUUCAUGGCCACGUUCGACAACUACGGACCGGGGUGGAACGUCACGGCCGAGAUGGCCAGCAACGUCACGAUCGUGCUCGACGACGAGGAGGCCGAGCCGUACCGGUGGCCCACGGAUGUGUUCCUGACGCCGAGUGGCGAGCCGAAUAAUACGUGGUGGGUCGAUCAGAGUGUCCUGGUCCCCUUCUGA
Messenger RNA from Diaporthe citri, 1248 nucleotides. RefSeq lists its product as uncharacterized. Gene Ontology annotation, biological process: cell wall modification. The coding region runs from base 1 to 1248 and encodes 415 amino acids. Gene Ontology annotation, molecular function: pectinesterase activity. NCBI's taxonomy places the organism in Eukaryota, Fungi, Ascomycota, Sordariomycetes, Diaporthales, Diaporthaceae. The transcript has 3 exons. The record is from RefSeq and is a predicted model, not a curated record.